CUCCUCCCCGACAGUGUCCUGUACGAGAUCUUCCUCUACCUGGACCACAUAGACGUGCUCUCGGUGGGGCUUGUGUGCCAGCAGUGGCAUGCUGUGGCCCGCGACGAGUUCCUGUGGAAAGAGCUUUUCUACCGCUACUACCACAUCUCCCGGGAGGUGCCUCGGCACCCAGCUGCUGUCUCCUGGUAUGAUGAGUUCCAAAGGCUCUACGAUACCAUCCCUUGCGUGGAAGUGCAGGCCCUGAAGGAGCACAAUGACCAGGUUUUGCACCUCAGCUUUUCCCAUUCUGGCUGUUUGUUUGCAUCAUGCUCCAAAGACUGUACUGUCAAGAUCUGGAGCAAUGAGCUGGACAUCUCCCUGCAGCACAGCUCCAACAUGAGGCCAUACAACUGGAGCUACACACAGUUCUCCCAGUUCAACUCCGAUGACUCACUCCUCCUGGUGUCUGGUGUCUUUGUGGGACCCCACAACUCCUCCUCAGGAGAGAUUGCUGUAAUCAGCAUGGAGAACUUCACGCUGCUUUCCAGGGUGAGGAAUAAACCCUACGAUGUGUUUGGCUGCUGGUUGAAUGAAACCAACUUGAUAUCUGGCAAUCUGCAUCGGAUUGGGCGUAUAACCUCCUGCUCUGUGCUGUGGCUGAACAAUGCUUUCCAGGGCAUAGAAUCCGAGAAUGUGAAUGUAGUGAAGAGACUGUUCAAAAUCCAGAACCUGAACGCCAGCACUAUCCGGACGGUGAUGGUGGCCGACUGCAGCCGCUACGAUUCGCCAGACCUGCUCCUGGACUACGAGGAGCAGCUCGCUGCCUCCUCCACCUCCACCUGCCGCGUCUUUGAUCUUGGCAGUGACAGCGAGGAAGAGGAGGCCAAGCCCAAGCAGCCUCCAGAGCCAGCAGUACAGGAAUUGCUGGAUGACGGGGGUGUGCCAGCAGAGGAUGGGCUGCAGCAGCUCUUUGAUGAUAUAAUCGAGGGCCGGGUGAGGCCUGCCAUGACCGACACAGAGCUCGAGACAAAGGUGGCUGAGCUGUUUGUACGCAACAGAACUAAACCCCCUGAGCUGAACCUGCUCUCCACAGACAGCAACAGCAAGACAAAGUACUUAAUCUUCACCACAGGAUGCCUCACCUAUUCCCCACACCAAAUAGGGAUUAAAAGGAUCCUGCCCCACCAGAUGACGACUGCUGGCCCAGUGCUCGGGGAGGAGAGGCGCUCGGAUGAGUUCUUUGACUCACUGGAUCAUGUCAUUGACAUCCAUGGGCACAUCAUUGGCAUGGGCCUCUCCCCUGACCACAGGUACCUGUACGUGAACAGCCGAGCCUGGCCCCGCGACUGCGUCAUCUCUGACCCCAUGCAGCCGCCCCCCAUCGCCGAGGAGAUCGACCUGCACGUGUUCGACCUGAAGACCAUGAAGGAGGUGAAGAGAGCCCUGAGGGCGCACCGGGCCUACACACCCAACGAGGAGUGCUUCUUCAUCUUCCUGGAUGUCAGCAGGGACUUCGUAGCAAGCGGGGCAGAGGAUCGCCACGGCUAUAUCUGGGACCGGCACUAUAACAUCUGCCUGGCCAAGCUGCAGCACGACAACGUGGUCAACUCGGUGGCGUUCAGCCCAAUGGAGCAGGAGCUGCUCCUCACCGCCAGUGACGACACCACCAUCAAGGUGUGGCGCUCCCCUCGUGCUGUGCGCAGCCGACAGGCUUGGAGGCCCCGGCCCAGGAAACUGCUCUUCUCCUGGCUCUUGAACCAGAAAAGCUGAACCCGGCUCCACCCGCACCUGCAGCUUCUCACUGCAGCCACCUCUGGAGCCUGCAGAGCUUCGAGCCCUCUGCAAGAGACGAGCUCUGGGCACUGAAUCCCAUCUGCUGAGUCAGGAGGGGCCCUGGUAGCGGGAAUUGCUUCCUCCUUGGAGCGUCUGCUUCAGAGACAGAAUGUAAGAGCCAAGGGCCUGCUCCUGGGCCCCACGGGCGCAGCCUGAGCUGAUCAGUGCAGGGUGGGCUCCCCACAGCUUCUCACAAACGCUACUACUUCGUAACAGCUUGCUCAGGGUGAGCUCUGGUCUCCAAGAA
Nestor notabilis (Kea) is the source of this 2059-nucleotide messenger RNA. It is a transcript of the gene FBXW5, whose product is annotated as F-box and WD repeat domain containing 5. The transcript has 8 exons. Gene Ontology annotation, biological process: protein ubiquitination. The annotation marks the transcript as partial. The record is from RefSeq and is a predicted model, not a curated record. Lineage: Eukaryota; Metazoa; Chordata; Aves; Psittaciformes; Psittacidae. Gene Ontology annotation, cellular component: SCF ubiquitin ligase complex; Cul4-RING E3 ubiquitin ligase complex. Gene Ontology annotation, molecular function: protein binding.